Molecule: messenger RNA, 5748 nt
Organism: Cuculus canorus (common cuckoo)
Lineage: Eukaryota; Metazoa; Chordata; Aves; Cuculiformes; Cuculidae
Gene: STK32C
Product: serine/threonine kinase 32C
Exons: 12
Coding region: 151-1431 (426 amino acids)
Biological process (GO): regulation of signal transduction; G protein-coupled receptor signaling pathway; protein phosphorylation
Molecular function (GO): ATP binding; G protein-coupled receptor kinase activity; G protein-coupled receptor binding
Source: RefSeq, a predicted model, not a curated record
UGCGGCUCCGCUCGGAGCGGGCGGCGGGCGCUGCCGUGCGGGGACGGUGAAGGGAGGCGUCCCGGGGGGUGGAGGAGCCUCGCAGCGCCCGGUGCCGCCCGCGGAGCCGGCGGGGAGCGGCCAGCAGGGCAUGCCAUCCGCCUCGCCCCGAUGUUUCACUGGGGCAAGUGGAAGAAGAGGAUGGGAGCGAGCGCCUCCUCCUCCAAGAGACCCGUCUUCGACGAGAGGGAGGACGUGAACUUUGACCACUUCCAGAUUCUCCGGGCGAUUGGGAAGGGAAGCUUUGGCAAGGUGUGUAUUGUGCAGAAAAGAGACACUGAAAAGAUGUAUGCCAUGAAGUACAUGAACAAGCAGCAGUGCAUCGAAAGAGAUGAGGUUCGCAAUGUGUUCAGAGAGCUGGAAAUCCUACAGGAGAUCGAGCAUGUGUUCCUGGUGAACCUCUGGUACUCCUUCCAGGACGAGGAGGACAUGUUCAUGGUGGUGGACUUGCUUCUCGGUGGCGACCUGCGCUAUCAUCUACAGCAAAACGUUCAGUUUACCGAAGAAACAGUCAAACUCUACAUCUGUGAGAUGGCGCUGGCUCUUGACUACCUGCGAAGUCAGCAUAUUAUCCACAGAGAUGUUAAACCAGACAACAUCCUCCUCGACGAGCAAGGUCAUGCACAUUUAACAGAUUUUAAUAUUGCAACAAUAAUUAGGGAUGGUGAAAGAGCAACUGCAUUAGCUGGAACAAAGCCAUACAUGGCUCCAGAGAUUUUCCAUUCCUUCCUGAACGGCGGGACGGGCUACUCCUUCGAGGUUGAUUGGUGGUCGUUGGGAAUCAUGGCUUAUGAACUGCUGCGGGGCUGGAGACCAUAUGACAUCCACUCCAACAACCCCGUGGAGUCUUUAGUUCAGCUUUUCAGCACUGUAAGCGUUCAGUACUCGUCUACGUGGUCAAAAGAAAUGGUUGCUCUAUUAAGAAAGCUGCUGACGGUGAACCCCGAGCAUCGCUUUUCCUGUCUGGCUGACAUCCAAGCCUCGGCGUACUUGUCCGGCGUGGUCUGGAGCGACAUCUGCGAGAAGCGGGUGGAGCCAGGCUUCGUUCCCAAUAAAGGCCGCCUGCACUGCGACCCGACCUUUGAGCUGGAGGAGAUGAUUCUGGAGUCGAGGCCCUUGCACAAGAAGAAGAAGAGGCUUGCGAAGAACAAGUCGAGGGAUAACAGCAAAGACAGCUCACAGUCUGAAAAUGACUAUCUCCAAGAAUGCCUUGAAGCUAUCCAGCAAGAUUUUGUCAUCUUUAACCGAGAGAAGCUAAAGAAGAGCCAAGAGCAGAUGAGCGAGCCCGUGUCCCCCCCUGAGACCACUGACGAAGCCGAGACGGAGGCCGAGUCUGAGACCUCCAACUUGAACAUGUGCAGCUCCGUCUGCUCCUCCGCGGGCAGUAGCUAGGCUGCAGCAACUGGGCGAGGGUCGCUGGCCCACGCCACACUGAUAACUCGUUCUCAGGUUGCGCUGAGCACCACAGGCUAUCCUCCGAUUCCACCGGAGAGCACCGACAACUAGUCUUGCCAAGCUGUAGCAAAACAGAUAGUUCUUACAGAACUGCAUUCCUGGAUUUAAUGGAGCGCCAGUUCCUGUCGUGGGUAAAGAUACUUGCUAUGCAACUUGUUGGAGGAGGUAGAUCAACUUCUUUACUUGGUCUUUUUUAAUGUCAGAUUGCUGAUCUGCACAUGUUUUUAAUACAGAAAGAUGACAAGAAAAGAAGUCAUGUCCUUGAGUACAACAAGGGAAGACACCAAGCAGGUGUGGAGAGGGAGGAAGGCUGAAUGUGCAGUUUAAAUUUUACUUUGGCGUUCUCUGUUCAUAAAGGCUGCUGUACGGACAAGCAAUCCUGGUGUAAAUCGGAGCAGCCCCUCUCCGGGCUAUGGCAGGCAGCACCAGCCUUCAAGGAGCCUCGAGCUGUUUGGGUCCUGCAGCAUUAAAGACAUCCCAGGCAUGUCUGUGUCCUCUUGUCACCUGUCAGAAUUUCUUUCCCAGUUUGGGGCAAAUAAAUGUUUUUUGUGCACUCCUUGGAUUCUUCUGGGGCUGGCUGAUGGUUAAACAUGUAAUUGAAAUGCAGAAUGUAUUUACAAUACUUGCUUUCUUCACAUACCUGCUGCAAGCAGCAAGGAGCUGUAUGAACGGACCGGAGGGUUUGGUUUGCUUUUGUUUGUCUGGGUUCAGAGAAGGCAGUUUAUCACAGAUUCAGAUUUUAUUUGAGGCAAAGUGAGUGGCCUUGCAAUGCUGCUUGGUUGUGAACGAAGGGAAUAUCUCGUUUCGCCCUUCUAUUUACUUUAUUUUCAGUGUAAAGUAGAAAUACUGUAUAUAUAAUUUACCAAUACCUGUUUUAACUUAUUAAUAAGACCGGAGAUCUCUUUACCUGUUUCCAGCUGUGGAUAUUGCCUUUAUUCUUGUUUCAGAAGCCUUCAUCAUAUUAGUUGCUUAAUCUGCUGUAGAGUUGCUUUUGGUUACUAUUGCUAGAAAGGAGCUAUGGGUUCUGCUGCGCCGUGUGGCUGUUGUGAUACACAGCGGUUGCGUUAGAACUGCAUUCGCUUUCAAACUAGCAACAUCUUUUUGCUGCCAGACAUUAGGAGAUUGCAGGGUUUACACCCUUACUGCAUAUUUGUAAUGCAAAGAUGGAUAGAAAAAGAUUUUAGUGGAUGCAGGCUCUUUCAAGAUGAAUUUUGCUGCAUUCUUGGUUUCCAUGAGUGAAAUAGAAAGGCGUAACUGGUACAAAACAAUUUUAUACAAAAAAAAAAUAACACGACGCAUUUAUUUUCCACAGUUUUAUGUGGAAAUUAGUACAUGGCUAAAAUUGUGCAGAACCAAAUUUUCAUAGAAGUCUUUAGAAGUGUUUAGGUGUGCAGGCUCGACUUGUUCGGGACAGGGAAGGGAAGCCAAAGCCCCAUACUGGUUGCACAGUUAUUUCCAGUACAGAGCCAGGUAAACCUUGUCAGACAGCGGCAGCUCUCGCUGGGGGAUGAGCAUCCGCUCCCUCGGCCAGACCCAGUGAGGGCCCAGGUGUGCAGCGCAGGGUCCCGAUGUCGGACGUGGGUCGUGGUAGACGAUGGAUGCUGGCUGGGCAUAGGCACAGUCUGCGCCUCCUUAGGGGCUGCACUGCUAAGAGGCUGAAAGGGAGCUGCAGCCACUCAGUGAGUGAGGUCUGAAAUAAAUGCUUUCCCCUGCGCCUUUCCCAGCUGGAGGAGGGCACCCGUGUCCUGGCUCUGAUCCUGGGCUGUGCUUGAGGGAUGUGUCCUUGCUGCCCUGCCAGAUGUCCAGUACCAGGGGAACCUCAUUACCGUAAUCACCUAAUUACCUUCUCCUGCACACCAGAGCUGCCAGUGAGCUUGUGUGCUAUCUGCGUGGGCAGCCUGAUCCUAGCCCCUCUGCUUCCUACACAGUCCUUAUGGCCCCUCUCCUCCAGCUGGAGGAUGCUGCGUGCCUCGGUGAGCUUGACUCCUGCCAUCUGGGAAUGGUACCUGUCGGCAGCGGCCGCUAGCGAUGGCCAGAGUGCUUUGCAACAUAGUAGUAACACUUUAAUCUCAAGUCACAAAACUGCAUCUGGACUGUCUCUGAUUUGCGUCUGAUCGGAGUAGUCUGAUAACCCUUCUGCUGUGAGGGGCCAGAAACCCACUGCUUGGCCUGCCAGGACUCAGGUGGGACAAGGGAAACAGAAUGAGGGUCAAACCCACGUAUUUAUUCAGGAAUUAUAAAUUACAGAUGAUUUAUUCCACUGCUAUUUCAAUAAACUCCAUUGCACUAUUAAUCAUCUUCCUGUAAAUAGUGACAAAACUUUGGACUAUCAGAACAAGGAGUGGUUUUGAGCACACUAUCCCUUAUAUGACAGAUGCAAAUGGAUCCUACUCAACCAGAAGCUCUCAGGCCAGGAGAGAUGUUGGCAGUUUGGUAGGACGUGUUUAAUCAAACAUUUUCAUCACUUUCCUUAGAACAAGUGACAAACAGCCUUUGAGGUUGAGGUUGGUGUGUGUAGGGAGGAGCUGGCUGACUUCUGCAAUGGAUGUUUCUCACCCCAGCCCCUCUCCGUGUUGGUCAUUUAUGUUCCCUUUCCAGCACUGCUCUUUCCAGCACUGUUCCCUUUCCAGCACUACAGCACUGCUGUAUCCUCAGCAGAAACCAGGAAUGCUUCUAGGGAGACACCAGGCGAUUGCUCUUUCCAAGAUGAAAUAAUUUGGGGCAAAUUUUGGCUUCUCUGGGAAGCACCACUGAAAUGCAGUAACACAUUUCCCAGGGACAUGCCACAGGAAACUCUGCUUUCUGCCUAUUUCUAAAUCUUUCCACCUAUUUCUAAAUCUUAAUCACUGAGAUAAGUGACAGGACACAGACCUCUAAGAUCAUUACGCUGAGUAGUAGAGACACCGUGACUACGAUAUAACUCAAGUGCUCAUUUUUGAUCUUAAAUAAUGCAUGGUAGUAACUUCACUAGUGUCCACCGGGGACUGGGUUUUAUUGAUGCCUGUUUACGCCUAGUCCCUGGAGAAGAAAUUACAGAGAAAGAGUAAUUAGAAAAUGGGAAAAAAAAGGAUGAAACAGAUAUGUGUUUGCUUCAUUGUCAAAAUUCCCUUGAUGGGUUUCAAUACUCUGGGCCCUCUGUCCGUGCUGUGCUGCUGCUCUCCAGGUACGUUUUGUGUCGUGUCCCCCAUCUCUGUGUCCCUGUAAUGAGCCUGUGCUGAUUGAGCCUGUCAGCACUGCCCACCCCACAGCUUCCUCCAGGGAUGUCCUGUGUGAUGCCAACCCCAUCCAGGCUGAACUCCUGCAGGUGAUGAGAGCCUAUUCCCUGCCCCACAUCCAUCCAUCGGUGACUUGCUGUCCCCAGCUGGCUGGCAGAGACUGAAGUGGGGGUGAGGAGUGAUCCUUGGCGUGAUGAGCGUGCUGAGGAUGCUGGGCAGGCGGGCAGGGUUAUUCUCUGCCAAAGGGCUGGUUCCAGGGAAAAACAUCUGGCUUUGAAAUUCUCUGAACCGCUCCUCUCCCAUUAUUCUCAUGGUUGCAUUAGAGCCUGAUGCAGCUCCAGAUGUGAGCAAAACUCACAGUGAAGUCGUGCAACGUUCCUGGUACCAAACCUCAUCAUGCAGAGCUUGAAAGGAGUCAAUAGCAGCUCUGGUUUACAUCUCCACUACAACCAGAAUACAAUAAUUUUCUGUAUAUAAAUAUUUAAAUACAUGUAUUUUUUGUAUGACAGAUUUAUACAGGGUGUGCCAUUAUUCGCUGUGAAAAGUCUACAUCACUUAUAAAUUAUUCUCCUUAAAUUCCUUGUCAUAAGAUUGUUUUCUUAUCUCUGUUGUAUUAUGAAGUUUUGCAAAGUUGCAUAUUUUUAAGUGUGUCCAUUGAAUUCCACAGACUUCACUGGGAAUUUUGCAUACAAAACAAAUACCAGGUCAGGUCCUGAUGUUUCCUCUGUUGCCAAUUCUUUAUUACUCUAUACCUUGCCAAAAAGUGAUUAAGAGUAAUAAAAUAAUAGCCAAAAAGGCCAAUAAUAUGAAUUUGACAUUGAACAGUGCUGAAAUCCUGAUGCCUUGGUAGGGUAUUUUUAAAAAUUAUUUCAGUGGAAACGUAACGUAUAUCUUUGUAUUUUAUGUUGAUACAUUUCUGUAGUUUUAUUGCAUGAAAAUUUUACCAUGUCACAGAAUAUUUAAGUUAUGACGAGUUUGUGUUUUUGCAGAUACUGCGAGAAGCCAUUGCAUAUGUGGAGUAAUAAAUGUGUAUUUUUAA